Molecule: messenger RNA, 1574 nt
Organism: Psylliodes chrysocephalus
Lineage: Eukaryota; Metazoa; Arthropoda; Insecta; Coleoptera; Chrysomelidae
Source: the annotation of a GenBank genome assembly
UCAAACGUCAAAUUAACAUAUUUUAGGUUAUAAAAGAAACUGAAAAGAUAAAAAAGAUAAGAUUGUGUUAGAUAUUUUUAACAAAAACAAUGUUAUUCAUUUUAACGAUGAUCGCAAAAUGACUCAAGUAAUACCUAAAGUUAAACACAUAGCAGUAUUUUUGUUUGUUACUUUAACAGUAUUAUUUAUUUUAUUGAAAUUCCUACACGGAAUCGAAGUAAAUAGCUCGGAUGAGAAUAAAAACGAUGCAACUCGUGAUUUAAAAUUUCCUGAAGAUGUUCAACACGCUACAAUUAUGUUAAAUGAUGCUUAUCGAAAAAUUGAAGCCUUAGAAGAGAAAAUAAUUUCUUUAGAAGGAAGAGUACCUAAAACUUACCCAGAUGUUAGGUUUCUUAAUUACCUGCAAAGAAAGAGGAUUCUGAUAACAGGAGGAGCAGGUUUUGUAGGAUCUCAUUUAGUAGAUAAAUUAAUGCUGGAGGGUCAUGAAGUUAUAGUGGCUGAUAAUUUUUAUACGGGAAGGAAGCUUAAUGUGGAACAGUGGCUAGGUCAUGAAAAUUUUGAGCUUAUACAUCAUGAUAUUGUUAAUCCGUUGUAUAUAGAAGUAGAUGAAAUUUAUCAUUUGGCCAGCCCUGCAAGCCCGCCACAUUAUAUGCACAAUCCCGUAAAAACCAUCAAAACAAACACCUUAGGUACCAUAAAUGUCUUAGGACUUGCAAGAAGGCUCAAUGCUAAAGUUUUGAUAGCAAGUACUUCAGAGGUUUAUGGAGAUCCAGAUAUUCACCCCCAGCCUGAGACUUACUGGGGCCACGUUAAUCCAAUAGGACCAAGGGCGUGUUACGACGAAGGCAAAAGGGUUUCAGAAUCCUUAACGUACGCGUAUGCCAAACAGGAAAAUAUGCAAGUAAGGGUAGCUAGGAUUUUCAAUACGUACGGGCCAAAAAUGCACAUGAACGACGGAAGAGUCGUAUCGAAUUUUAUUUUGCAGGCCUUACAGGAAGACGUCAUAACUGUGUACGGAUCCGGCGAUCAAACCAGAUCAUUUCAGUACAUUUCUGAUUUGAUAGAAGGUCUGGUGAUGUUAAUGAAUUCCAAUUACUCGCAACCCGUCAAUUUGGGAAAUCCCAUAGAACAUACGAUAAAUGAAUUUGCGACGAUAAUAAAAACUCUAGUCGGUGGCAACAGCAAAGUUGUUCACGUCAGCGAAGUUGAAGAUGAUCCACAAAGACGAAGGCCUGAUAUCACUCGGGCCAAAAAAUAUUUAAAUUGGGAACCAAAGGUCGACCUUAACGAGGGUCUCGAAAAGACUGUUGAAUAUUUCAGACAAGAACUGAAAAAAUUCAAAUAUACUCCUAGAAACAAAUUUUUUAUAAGCAAUCGUCACCACCCUUAACCCGGAACGUAUUGCUCGAGGUGGUCUCGCACUUACGGCUAUACGGUGAGAUUGGAUUCGGAUGCGGCGGUGACUGCCGCACAGCGACCGCAAUUGUGAACCAACCUUUCGGAUUGAAAUGUGCGCGUGAUGUUUUUUAUGGCUGUUUUGUAUUAUAUUUUGUUGAAUAUAUGUGUAAUUUUUC